Exophiala viscosa is the source of this 2107-nucleotide messenger RNA. RefSeq names its product metacaspase-1. Gene Ontology annotation, molecular function: cysteine-type endopeptidase activity. Lineage: Eukaryota; Fungi; Ascomycota; Eurotiomycetes; Chaetothyriales; Herpotrichiellaceae. The coding region runs from base 469 to 1737 and encodes 422 amino acids. The record is from RefSeq and is a predicted model, not a curated record. Gene Ontology annotation, biological process: proteolysis. The transcript is spliced from 4 exons.
CUGCAUCUUUCUCGUAUUCCCAAAACUUGACAACAAUAACAACCAACUCCAGGCUCAAAAAGACCUGUAGAGGGCAGGAGCAGUGCAAAUCUGUCCAUUUCCAUCACUUUCUACUGUUCGAUAUAUCGCUGGUACAAUCUGACAAACCGACAAUCGUCCCUCUCUCCACGUCACGACCUUCGCGUAUCGGGGCUUGGAACACGCUCCCCGCUCCACCUCGGGCAGACGAGAGACCCUUGACCUUGACCUAAAAAACGCAGGGUACUGGCAAAACCCGAAUUUGAGUGCCUAAAACUAACCGCACUGUCGGCGUCAGCCAACUCAUCACAUUCAUCUCAACAACAACCUGCAACUUGUCGCUUCACAUCCUCGUGACCAUUUUUUCGCAUUCAUUCAAACCACACCUACCUCUGCCCGCUUGCGGCGUCUACCAAUACAGCAUCUUCUCGUCAAGAACGCUUUUUCGCCAUGUCAUACUAUCCGGGACAGCAAGGCUACGGCUCUCAACAGCACAGUGGCUCAGGCGGAUACCCUCCUCAGGGUUUUUCAGGAGGCUCUUACCCUCAAUCACAGUCUCCUCAACCUCCGUACCAGCAGCAAAAUUUCGGCCCUCCUCAAGGUCAAGGCUGGAAUCAUCCUCCUGCACAAGUCGCACCUUACGGUUAUCAAAAUCCACCCCCGAGUGGCUACCAAAAUCAACAGCCGAACGGCUAUCCUGGACCCCGCCCUCCUUACAACAACCAGCAACAGUACUCACAAAAUGGCCCUCGGCCACCGCCUAGCGCCCCUCAGCAGUUCGGUUCAGGCGCUCCCUCGGGUUAUCAAUUUCAAUACUCAAACUGUACGGGAAAGCGCAAGGCCCUGCUGAUUGGAAUAAAUUACUUUGGUCAAAGAGGACAACUGCGCGGCUGUAUAAAUGAUGUCAAGAACAUGUCUACAUACCUCAACCAAAACUUCGGUUAUGCUCGCGAAGACAUGGUGAUCCUGACAGAUGACCAACAAAACCCCAUGUCCCAACCUACGAAAGCCAACAUACUACGAGCAAUGCACUGGCUGGUCAAGGAUGCCAAACCCAAUGACUCACUGUUCUUCCAUUACAGUGGUCAUGGUGGCCAAACACCCGAUCUGGACGGAGACGAAGAAGACGGCUACGACGAAGUUAUAUAUCCAGUUGAUUUCAGAACGGCUGGUCACAUCGUUGACGACGAAAUGCACCGAAUCAUGGUUCAGUCCCUGCCUCCUGGUGUCAGACUGACGGCAAUCUUCGAUUCAUGCCACUCAGGUUCCGCUCUCGAUCUUCCCUACAUCUACUCCACACAAGGUGUGCUCAAAGAGCCCAAUUUGGCCAAGGAAGCUGGUCAAGGCUUGUUGUCCAUUGUUUCGUCAUAUGCUCGUGGAGACCUGGGCGGCAUGGCUUCUUCGGCUAUGAGCCUGUUCAAGAAAGCUGCCACGGGCAACUCUACCUACGAACGCAACAAGCAGACAAAAACAAGUCCUGCCGAUGUGAUUAUGUGGUCCGGCAGCAAAGAUGAGCAAACGAGUCAAGAUGCCAACAUUGCCGGUCAAGCUACAGGCGCCAUGAGCUGGGCGUUUGUGACGGCAUUGAAGAAAAACCCACACCAGAGUUAUGUUCAGUUGCUGAACAGUAUCCGUGACGAGUUGGCCUCCAAGUAUACUCAGAAGCCGCAAUUGAGCUGCUCGCACCCUUUAAAUACUGAUCUACUUUAUGUCAUGUGAGGAGGCGAGUAGAAAAGACAACGAUACCCCGCAACUCUUUCCGCCCGGUUGCUGCAUAUUUUGGGAGCGAAUGAUGUUUUGUGGUCAAGGAGUUUCCGGCGCGAAGCCUCGAUUGCUGGAUAGAAACGAUAACGCGUUUCUCAUGACUGUUGCUCUCGGUUGACUCCUGCACGCCAGUCAAGGGCGUUGGGAGGCCACAACCGGUGGAAAGAGUACGAGUCACCAGUGGAAGAUGUAUGAAGAGGCCACAAAUCUCAAAAGUCAAGGUUCAUAUAAAUGUCUCCAACUUGCGCGAAUGCUCCCGCAAGUAGCUAUGUUCUUACCUGCAGUGUGUACUUCGUAUAGUAGUAAAACGAGGGGUUGCCUCCGG